Molecule: messenger RNA, 1375 nt
Organism: Anoplopoma fimbria (sablefish)
Lineage: Eukaryota; Metazoa; Chordata; Actinopteri; Perciformes; Anoplopomatidae
Gene: mblac2
Product: metallo-beta-lactamase domain containing 2
Exons: 3
Coding region: 42-872 (276 amino acids)
Source: RefSeq, a predicted model, not a curated record
CGACACCACAGCAGGUUACCUCGACGGGUUCAUGACCGGGCAUGUCUGCAGCCGACUGGUACGCUCACAAGUCUCUCGGAGGCGGACUCUUCUGGAUCCAGGAGCGGUUCUACCAGUCGGAGAACCGGGCCAACAUCUGGCUGCUCCGCGGCUCGCACCAGGACGUGGUGGUAGACACGGGUCUGGGUCUGAGGAGCUUACCUGACUACAUCGACGGGAACGGGCUGCUCGGCCACGACCAGCAGAGGAAGAACCCGCUGCUGGCCAUCGCCACACACGCCCACUUCGACCACUCAGGUGGGCUCCAUCAGUUCACACAGGUGGGCGUCCACAGCGCAGAGGUCGAUGCCCUGGCCAACGGGGACAACUUCGAGACGGCCACCUGGCUCAGCGACAGAGAGAUAGUCGAGGCUCCCAGUCCAGGGUGGAGGGCAAGGAACUACAAAGUCAAGCCUGUGCAGCCCACACACAUCCUGCAGGAGGGUGACGUCAUCAACCUGGGGGACAGACAGCUGACGGUGCUCCACAUGCCUGGCCACUCUCGGGGCAGCAUCUGCCUCCACGACCGUGACAAUAAGUUGCUCUUCAGUGGAGAUGUAGUGUAUGACGGCGCCAUGAUUGACUGGCUGCCCUACAGCCGCGUCAGUGACUACAUCAGCAGUUGUGAACGCCUGGUGGGGCUAGUGGACAGCGAACAGGUUGACCAAGUCCUCCCAGGACACUACAACACCUUUGGUGCGAAGCGGCUUCACCGGAUUGCAACCACAUAUAUCAGCAGAGCUGGAACGUGUCCAGCAAAGUUCUCCACAUUUGCCUGGGGAACUCUGGCUGGUGUGGCGCUGCGGGCAUUCAACCCACGGUGUGCCUGCUAAUGAGAGGGGAUCAUGGCGCUGAAGGAAGCACAAGUGAACAAAGAAAGAUAUUUAAACAUGGAGGGGAGACGCCCCUUAUUUAUCUGUAACUUGAUGUAACAUUGUUCAUUUACUUAUGUAAUCCAACAGACAUCAUAGAAUUGCCAAAAUUUCUGUAAAAUGCCCCAAUUGGGUUACAUAAGUCAAUAAUCAGCAUCAUAUGAAGCAUACAAUAUAAAGUAUUUAUAGUGUAAUUCUGUUCUAUACUAAUUUAUAUGUAUUUGUUGGGUUGAAUAUGAUUAUGUAUGAUUUUUUAUACUUUUAAGCAGUUGUGAAAUUAUAAUAGCACAACAAUGGUACAACUCUGCUCUGCAAACAGCAAGUAGAGUCAGUAUGGCCAUAGUAUUUCUCUAUGCAUUAUACAAUGCUCAGUGAAGACUCAGUGUCGACUACCUCCCACGUUUGUAACAGUGCUUUGUACUAUUGACAAAUCUACGGGUUUGGUACUGAAACAUUGACAAUAA